This is a messenger RNA of Emericellopsis cladophorae, 777 nucleotides long. RefSeq lists its product as uncharacterized. Lineage: Eukaryota; Fungi; Ascomycota; Sordariomycetes; Hypocreales; Bionectriaceae. The transcript has 2 exons. The coding region runs from base 1 to 777 and encodes 258 amino acids. The record is from RefSeq and is a predicted model, not a curated record.
AUGUUGACGCAAGUACAGGGUCAGCGAGACGAUUGGGAGAUCGGAGCGGACUCCCCCCUCUUCGACGUUGACCUCGGGCCGUAUGAUAAGCAAAACUUCACUUUCUCAUAUCAGCUCAGUCCGCUCCAGCGCAUGGGCUACGAGGUCUACACGGCGGCGGCGUAUAGAGGCUUCAGCGAUGCAGCCAACAUAUCCUGGGUCCCGAUUCCGUCGCUAAACCGCACCGACGCCGACGUGAGCGCCAUCUUGAUUGCUCCGAAUAUUGUGACGUAUGCGCAGAGCGUCGACGAUCCCGUGUUCCAGGCCAACGGGUCUAUCAAGAACCCAAUCCGGACUUCGGAGCUUGGUACGGAGCAAGUCAUGUAUCUGAGCGAUAACACUCUGCGCAUCGUUGCCUGCGCCGAUCAACAUGAGUUUUGCGAUCCCAUCAGCGGCGCCUGUUCAGGUUUGGAUGGCCACUUGAGCAGUGGGAUCCCCGAACUUCUGGGAACGGUGAACAACAAACAGUGGGCCACUAUUGUGAGGAUCCAGCAUGACUCACUGCUUUACACAAUGGAAGGAAGUGUGAGAUCUCUGGGUGACAACGGCAAGUUCUCCGAGAAGAAGCUCCUUCUCCUUCUCAUUGCUUGGUUCGCUAACACGGAAUCGUCUCCAGCUCUCAUUGCCAAGUCCAUCAUGGCCAGCCCAAUGCUCAUCUCCCCUGGUCUAGAUGCCCACGCAUUGGCAGAAAGAAGUCCAACUGUGGUUCGAGACGGGCCUCGCCAGGCUUCAAACUAA